UUCCUGCAGUUCGCUCGGUAGCGACGUUCCCAUUUCUAAGCGGUUCCGGGUUCGGGAUGACUUCAACUUCGGUCUGAUUCCGCAGUAAACGCGAAUAAAUAAGCUGAGAGGUUGAAGUGAUGGAAUUUAGAAAACUCUCUCGGCCUUCCUGAAGACCGCAGGAUGCAAGCAGGAUUUGCAGGCCAACAAACAUUUAACUGUUGCUAAGUGGCCAGGAUGUGGCCUCCUAUUUUUCGCAACUUGAGUGGUGAUGCCAAAAUACACCAACACAGGGUGGUUCUUUUCUGUACUGAGUAGGUGAGAACAUGGCAAAUAAUUGUGAUCCUAUCCCAUCUCUUGAUGAUGUCUUUAACAUUUUGUCCCAAGUUCCAGAGGAGAGGCUGCUCAGCCUGUGGUACAAGUUUAAUCCUGACAACUCAAACACGUGCAACGUGCAUUGUCUCCUCUAUAGCAUCAUUUCAUUUACCCUGAGAAAGAACGAGGAAGCUGAGAAAGCAGUGAGGUCUCAGUUAAACGAGAAAUCAACAGACAGAUCUGCGAUGUACAUUUACAACAGAAUUCACGGUUUGGUUGAUGCUCCAGAUGGAGAGAAGAAACCACCGCCGAGUGCAGAUCUUUCUGCGGAAGACAGAAGUUUUCUUGCAGACCUGGCUUUGAUGUUUGUCAUGCUCGAGGAGGAAAAGCUAUGCAGUCCCCCUGUCAGGAAUCGAGCGUGUCAGGCUGCUGUCAAUGCUUUCAAGUCCAGUAGGCAGGACUGCAGCCUAGAACUUCAGGAACUUGUUGAAAAAUUUAGGUUGCGGUUUGAUUUUGAAGCCGAGGCUGAAACUGUUGGAAUAUCUGCACUGAAGUCAAUCCAAGAGUAUAACCACAGCAAAAUAACAACUACGGCAUUCAAAACUAGUCCAAUACCUAUCCCGAGUCAAGCAAUGGUUAAUGUAUACAGUACUUCAGAAAUGACCCUACCAAGCCAUUUUGAAAUUAGUGCGUCUUUAACAGCAUCGUUCACUACUGAGGUCCGUCCAAAUGAUUUAGAAUCAUCGGCAGCAAUUCCUGAACCCGGUACUAUCAGUUCUGGCAAUAUGAUCACUGUGGGCUCAAAUAACGGUAAUAUUCCAUCUUCUGACAAUUGUUCCAGAAAGGGGGAGGUGGCCCACAGCAGUGGGGGUCAGCAACAAGGUGAACAGGACCCUGUCUCACUUUGUUCAGCUGAGGUUUCAUCAGGAGAUAAAGUGAAUGAACUGGGUCCAUCUGAAUGUACUGGUAUAAAUUGCAGUGACCAGAUAGUCACUUCCAAGUUCAAAAUGUCACAGGUCUGGAACAAAGAAACUGGAAGUUGUACCAAUUCUCAGGAAAUGACCAAAUCAAAACCAAAGGUCCAGUCCAAUGUUUCUGAUGACCCUUCUGAUAAAUCUACUCCUUCUGAGGCAAUGGAGGAGAACUUCAAAGACGCAUUCUACCCUUUCGUUAUCUUGCAUGUCCCGGAGGAUGCGGAGAUUGCGGAACAUGUGCGGGAUAGACUGGAAUCUUUGGGGGUAAAAGGCACAACAAUUGACGAUAUCUCUGUCCCAGGACAGUCCCAAAUAAAGUGCAUUGAAGAUGCAGUUAACAACUCUGCCUUCACAAUCCUUCUGCUCACCAAGAAUUUCAAUACACAAUGGGCUGACUACGAGACCAAUAUUACUCUAAUGGAUUCAAUCAAUAACGAGCACAAGAACAACACAGUUGUUCCACUGCUACCAAAGAAGAACCCCUUACAACAAGACAAGAUUCCUUUCGCACUUAGUGCUACUGUGAGUUUGAAAGAGAAUUCUAGGCACUUUGAAAAGCAGGUGAAAAGUAUUUUUACAAAAGAAGCACUUGACAGACACAGAAGAGGCUGGCUUCAGCGACAAACACAAAAGGAGAUUAAAUCAAAAACCAAUCAAAUUAAAAAAGACAUUCAGGUGGCCCAGGAGACUCGAUCAAAUCAAAUGAAAUGUAUGCAUUUUUGGAAUCAGCUGGUUGAAAUGCAAAAAAAUUGUCAGUUUUUCCCGCCAAUAUCUCUACCCCAACCAGGGAAUGUCCAAGAUCUGCCCAUGUUAAAUCCACCUCUGUACCCCAACGUCACAACACUACCGCCUUCCUUUAAUCCUUCCGUCCCACCAAUGUCACAGAUCCUGCCCUGCAGCAACCCAACCACACCUAGCAAUAGCCAAAGAGGUCAGAAUAUAAGUCUGGAGACUCCGGGUCAAGGUACAAACAUCAUCCAGAUUCAGAACGCCAGAAACGUCCAGAUAGGAGACUACAAUCAGAUGACAGUAACAGAAUGCACAGCGAUCAGUGGAAACAGUGAUGAUGAGGACGACGAGGAAGAGGAUGGUAACCACAGCAGACAUGUUUAAGUCUUAUUUUUGUUAAAGACAUUUUCUUCAAAUAAUGUACAAAGUAUAGGUUUUCUUUAUUCGUGGUGAAUGAUGUACAGGACAUUGAAAUACUUUGUCUUACCUGAAGUUUGUAUUACUUUUCUUCCGUAGAAUGUCAAACCAUUCCAGAUCUGUGUUUUCUAUUUGUUGCAAAUUGAUAAAGCCCUGAUUCUCCAGUCACAGGGAGCCUUUGGCAGAAAUGCCACAGUUUGCCUCAGCUGAAGCAGACCCUGCUCCUGAGUGCCACUGGUGACUCUUGUCCAUCGGGGAAGACUGAAACGUGGCAGGCAGCAAUGCCAAGCAGGAAACGUCUUCCUAUAAAUCUCGUUGGUGUAAAUCUGCUCCCUGCUCCCUGCAGUAGUCAGAUGCUCAUUGUUUAAGCUCACCUGUGCUUAGUGGUAUUUGCUUUAACCCAAGCAACAAUCACACAGAUGCACAGAAGGACAGGGUAAAGUGAAGUUCUAUUUUAAGAUUUUUAAUUUAAGAUGUAAUCGGUACUUAUUUUUGAUUUGGUUCCAAAUGAAUUCUAGCAAAUAAAAAUGAAUCCUUGCUCUUUAUUACUCGCUGACCCGUACCUUGGGUGACAAAUUUCUCAAGUUAGCAAAUUUCACGACACAUGCCAGUGAUAAUAAAACUGAUUCUGAAAUCUGCCUUUUACACUUUAACACGGUUGAUACUCACUACCAUCUCAAAUGGAAGAAAAAUGAGAGAAAGAGGUUCAGUGUGAUCAGGGCAGAGAGACGGAAGAGAGGGCUUAAACUGGGGCACAAAGAGGUGACAGAAUAAGAGAUCUGUGGGAGAAAAAUGAAUGGGGAUUGAACCGGGGUACAGAUAGUUUUGAGGUUCUGUACACUGACUUCCACAGCCCAGCAGAUUAUACUUGUUGCCAUUUAUUUAUUAUUAUAACCCCGGCCCCAUCCCCAACCACCAUCCAUUUCUCCUAGGCUCUCCAUUUGUGGGGUACCUUCCAUUCAGAAAAAAAUCUUCCCUAAAAAAGAAAAGGUUUCGUUUUUAAUUAUCCCCUUGCCCACCAACCCUCGCUCCAUUCCUUCCCCCCCCACCUUCCCAAUCCAGAACCAAAACAUGGACUGUCCAUUUUCCUCCAUAGUUGAUCCCGACCUGCUGAGUUCCUCUAGCUCCUUUGUGCGUUGUUUUAGUUUUAAUAAUAUUUGAAGGGUCCUUGAGCGUCAGCUUUGCCUUUCCCAGCUUACUUGCCACAUUAAUUACCUUACAGUUCCUACCUUGUGGCCGAACAUUACCCAGUCUGAACCAUGUUUCCUAUAUUUCCUGCUUGAAGAAGCAAUAGAUGCAGUGUGUUAGAACAAGAGCAGAUGAGAGAGAAAAAAUAGGAGAAUGGAUUUGAGGGACUAGAGGGAAUAGUGGCUACAUGGAAGAAUGGAGGUGUGUAAAGAGAAUCGGGAGGGGGAGAGUGUGAGACUGUGAAUUCUGAUAGUUAUUUUCAUCAUUUUGUUUCUCUGCUGGUUCCAUUUUGGGACUAUUGCAGCUUUAAUUUGAUUUUAGGAAUUAGAUAUUUAAAAUAAUUCACACUAUCUUUAGUUUUCAUUGGCUCUUUAUCCAGUAAAGCAGCAGAACCAUUACUACAUACAAAGUUACUUUGCAUUCUGAAUAAAACUGAGGGCUAAAAGCUGGCACGGUUAAUUCUUCACACUUUGUGGAAAGUGAAUUAUAGACUUUAUAGUGGUACACUGGGUCAAGAAAACAUUUGGUAAGCCAUCCCCACCCAGGGAAUUUUUUCCUCAGUGCCUGCCCUAUGUAUGAGCAGGAGAUCUUGGCAAAAUAACGAUAAAUCUCUUCCAUGGAGAACCUCACAGCUGAGGCGACACUGGGGAGACCUGCUGACUGCACAAGAACAACCUAGGAGUGAGGUUGAUUUGUUUCUGUGCAAGAAGGUGAAGGUGUAAAAUGGGAAGAGAAAUAAGAGGAAAUGUUUCAUCUUAAAUCUGGCUUGCAAAUUUAUCCAGAUUUCAUCUGGCUAGAUGUCAUAGAGUCUUGAGGUAUGAAACAGACUUGUCAGCCCACUGUUUCCAUGCCAAUCGUCAAGUAUCCAUUUAUACUGUAGCCCAUUUACCAAAGUCAAAGUAUAUUUAUUAUCAAGAGUACUACCUUAAGAUUCAUUUUUUGCAGGCAUUUACAAUAAAUUAAGGAAAUACAAUAUAAUUAAUGAAAACUCUACAUAAGCAAAGACUGAUAAACAACCAAUGUGCAAAGGAAGACGAAUUGUACAAGUAAAAGUAAAUAAAUAAUGCUGAGGAUAUGAGUUGUAGAAUCCUUGAAAGUGAGUCUGCAGGUUGUGGAGUCAAUACUGAGUUGUAGUGAGUGAAGUUAUCCCCACCGGUUCAGGAGGCUGAUGGUUGUAGGGUAAUAGGUGUCACUGAACCUGGUGGUGUGGGACCCAAGGCCCCUGUACCUCCUGCCCAGUGGUAAUAGUGGCCUGGAUGGUGUGGGUCUUUGAGGAUGGAUGCUGCUUUCUUCUUGCAGCAUUCCAUGUAAAUGUUUUCAGUGGUGGAAUGGCUUUGCCUGUGAUGAACUGGGCCGUAUCCACCACUUUCUGUAGACUUUUCCAAUGGUGUUUCCGUACCAUGCCGUGAUGAAAGUGUUUGGGAUGCUCUCCACUGUGGACCUAUAGAUGUUUGUCAGUUUUAGCUGACAUGCCAAAAUCACACAAACUUCUAAGAAAGUAGAGGUGCUGUUGUGCUAGCACUUUCUGGAAUGAUAAUGCUAAGGAAUUUAAUGUGCCUCUGGUUGAAUUCUUCUGUCAACAACUAUAACCAACACCAGUGUACAAAAUACAAACUCUGCAAAUAAACAAAAUU
This is a messenger RNA of Mobula hypostoma (lesser devil ray), 5236 nucleotides long. RefSeq names its product TIR domain containing adaptor molecule 1 (gene ticam1). Lineage: Eukaryota; Metazoa; Chordata; Chondrichthyes; Myliobatiformes; Myliobatidae. Gene Ontology annotation, molecular function: protein kinase binding. Gene Ontology annotation, biological process: lipopolysaccharide-mediated signaling pathway; positive regulation of cytokine production involved in inflammatory response; TRIF-dependent toll-like receptor signaling pathway. The transcript has 2 exons. The coding region runs from base 306 to 2381 and encodes 691 amino acids. The record is from RefSeq and is a predicted model, not a curated record.